Molecule: messenger RNA, 11872 nt
Organism: Xyrichtys novacula (pearly razorfish)
Lineage: Eukaryota; Metazoa; Chordata; Actinopteri; Labriformes; Labridae
Source: the annotation of a GenBank genome assembly
GCAUUUGAGAGUCGUACCCGAAACAAACGAAGGUUCAACGUUGGAGGGAGAUUUGAGGGGCGAGCGAGAAGCUACUGCCGUCCAAUUACGCUGACAACUUUACCUUUUGAUUACUACCUUAAUUAAACAUUUCAUUUGUCACCAUGGAAACAGACAGUGACAUUAAAACGACGCCUAGAGGGUUUCACUGCACUCUGUGUAAAGUCAACUUACCAAACAGUAAGUGUUGGAGCUAGCGUUAGCUGCACGUGCGUUGUUAAACUUUGAAAUUGUGUUACUAGUUUCACUUUUUAUGUUUACCCACUGUCUCUGUUGGAUUGCUAACAGCACUGUCACAUAAAAAAUGACAAUAAUAAAACGAUGGUCUCUCUCUGAGAUAGUUUUUCCUGACGCAGUGUUGCUUGAAUGUUUCCUGCAGUGCCCAGCCUGGAGCAGCAUGUCAAAGGGAAGAAACACAAAACGCUGAGCUCUGUGAGAGCUACAAGGAAGACUCAGGAAGAGCACAGUGUGUUUGUCAGUGGCAUCAAGCCUGAAAUCUCUCAGACUGACAUAGCUGAGUACUUUGAGCAGUUUGGGCCAAUCUCAAAUGUCAUUAUGGAUAAAGACAAGGUCAGUCACUAAUUUCAGCAUUAUCCUGCUGCCAUACAGUCUUCCUGCAGCACAUGGAAAGUGAUUCAUGAACAGGGUUGUAAAAUUCCUGGAACUUUCAAAGUUGGAAACUUUCCUUGGGGAUUAACAGGAAUAAAUCUGAAAUUUACUAAAGUGAAGGUUGGCCCAUAUCAGGGAACUCAAAUAUAGUUGGGGAAAAUAUAUUGCAGCAUAAUCUUGGCUAAAACAACCAUAUUUAAUGCAAGUACACUGCUUACUGCAGGGCUAUUGAGACCAUACCCCCUACAUACACUGUGCAUUCCUCCAUCACACGCACAGAUGAUUUUCCGAACCCUUGAGGCCACACUUUUAAACCCAAAGCACAAGACAUUCGAGACCCACAGACUAUAUAAAGUCAAGUAAGUUUUGAUAACAUUAUGGGGUAAAUAUAUUUGAUCUAUAGUAGUAUUAAUAUACUGCAAGACAGUUUUCUGUAACCAUACAAUAAUUUAUACAUCAAUUGUCAAAUAUUUUGAACACCAUUCCAGUUGUUUACCCAACUAUAUUUCUGUUCAUGAUGUUGCAUUAGUGUUUUUACAAGCUUUUUCAUUAUUUUAUUCUACAGAGAAAUGCCAUGUUCACCAUCUGAUGUGUGGAAGCAUUUCACACAAGCUAAUGUUGAAGGAAAGUCUUUGUAAAUGUGUAAAUAUUGUGGAAAGACAUCCGCGAAGAAUGCAAAAAUGCAGCAGCAUAUUGCAAAGUGCCAAAAAAUAUUUACAUUUAUGUUUAGAUAUGAUGCAGUUUGUUUAGAUUACCCCAAAUUUCCAGUUAAUUCCCAUAUUCCCAUGGAGUUUCCAAUUUGGAUAUUUCCAAAAUUCCCCAGUUUAACUUUCUAUGGGAAGUUAACUUUCCAUGAAAAGUUUCUGGAAAUUUACCGGAAAUUUCACGCCCCUUUGCAACACUACUCCCAAAUCACAGUGAACCUUGACUGUGGUGUUUCUCUCUGCUCUCUCAGGGUGUAUUUGCCAUUGUGCAGUUUGAUGAGACUGACAGCGUUGAGUCGACUCUGUCCUGUAUUGAACACCGGAUGAAGGGCUUGAAGCUGCGGGUCAAACCUCGGGAAAAGAGAGCGUUCAAGUUGAUUGACAAGAAGACUUGUGACCCACAACAAGUGCUUGAACGUCUUAAACCUCAGCUGUGUCAGCAGGCGACUGUAAGUUUUUUAAAUCCUGGUGUCUGCAGAUAAAAGUGUGCAUCUGAAAGGCAAAUAUGCUUGAUCAUUAAAAGAGGGGGUUACAGCCUUUUAGGGGCUCAUUUUGGUCACUUUUUUCGCUACGAUACUGCGAGUAGCCAGUUGUUUUUACAUUUCUGCUCAUCUUCUAUUCACUUAAUGAGAUAUUCUGGCAUAAAAUUAAGUCAGGGUCAAACACACCAUAACACCGAGUUUGACACCCCCCUCAUGAGAUAAAUGUUGCCGACCACUUGCUUCUCGAGUUAUACCAACUUUAGUAAUGACCGCACGAUAGCAAUACACAGCGGUCUAAGGAGCCAAAGACAAACCUUAACCAAAGCGCCACUAUAGAGCCACACAUAAUGCUCAAAACAGCACCUAACUUCAUCAACAGUACAUAUAGGGUCCCAGCCAUAGCACUAGCCACCAAACAGCGGGGGACACAGCUCAAGGAAGAAAAUUUAUGAUCAUUAAUUUAUUAUUUCCUUGAAGUAAAAAUCAUAUUACUCAUUUUUGCAGACACGGUAGUUUUCUGCCUUAGCGUCUCGGUCUGAUCGCAUUUCCAUGAAGAAAUGAUAAUAAAUGUUCUUCCUUGAGCUGCGUCACCCCGCUGCAGUCGAUGGACUCGCCAGAGGUCUCUGUACAAACAAGCGGAAGAGAGUGGGUGAGUUGUGUUUAGUCUCUUUGCUAAAGAAAUUAGGCAAAGCUAAAAAGAUGUUUGGUGUCUAGUGCUGUAGCUAGGACCCUAUAUGUACUGUUGAUGAAGUUAGGUGCUGUUCUGAACAUUAUUUGUGGCUAUAGAGCGGCUUUUUGGUUUAACGCGUGGCUCUCUGUGUAUUACUAUCCUGCGGUCGUCACUAAAGUUGGUAUAACUAGAGAAGCAAGUGGUCGGCAACAUUCAUCUCUUGAUGGGGUGUCUAACUUGGUGUUACGGUGUGUUUGACCUUAAAUUAAUUUUACGCUGGAAUAUCCCUUUAAUGGUGCUGCGCCAGUUUAUCAUAAUGCCUAGGUUUAGUGUCAAACUAGCUCAUUAGGAAAAAACAUUUGUGUUUUGGCCUUCAUCAUCCAGGUGGAUGCGCAGAUGCUGCAUGUUGUUCAACAGUUUCAGCUGGGAGAAAAUGAAAAGAAGGCUCGAGGCUUGGUGGUUCAGCUCCUGCAAGAAGUCUUUGUGGAAUUUUUCCCAGGUGACCUUUACAAUCAAACUUGCAGAGAAUCAAACAUGAAAUCUUGUCCCACAGAGAGAUAACUGCAUUCAACAGAUUUUUUAAUAAUACUCUGGAUUUGGUUACAGACAGCCAGAUUCUGCCUUUUGGUUCAUCUGUCAACACUUUUGGCAUCCACAACUGUGACCUGGACCUGUUCCUAGAUUUGGAAAACACUAAGGUGUUUCAGGCUCGUGCCAAGUCAACCAUAGAACAGGUACAAAGCUUUUAAAUACAACACUUUUGGUGUAAAGUGCAAGUUAUGACCAAAAAUAUAUUUUAGGUUCCACAAUGUUUAUAACCAGAAAUGAUGUAACAUGAAGUGAGUUUGAUGAUUCAUUCAACUCAUUGUCCUUCAUUUUUCAGACAGGGGAGGGCAUGUCAGACGACGGCCGCUCAGAGGACUCCAUCCUCUCUGAUAUUGACCUCUCCACUGCAUCCCCUGUAGAAAUCCUGGAACUGGUGGCAGCGAUCCUCAGACGCUGUGUCCCCAGUGUGCACAAAGUCAAUGUUGUCAGCAGCGCUCGUCUCCCUGUGGUCAAAUUCCAUCACCGCAAGCUGAACCUGCAGGGAGAUAUCACCAUUAACAACAGGUCAGUCGAGAUGCAACAUUAAAUGUAGUGAGAGUUUUUAUUUUUUUUGUACGGUGAGCAGAAUCAUCGUAUGGCUUCCUGUGUCCUUCACUAGACUAGCAGUGAGGAACACUCGUUUCCUCCAGCUGUGCACAGGGAAGGAGGACAGACUGAGACCUCUGGUGUACACCAUCAGAUACUGGGCCAAGCAGAAGCAGUUAGCCGGUAAGUCAAGAUGACUGUCAACAUCACACACAGUACUGAUUUGAAUUGAGUGUGUAGGGUGUCUUUGUCAUGUAGGUAGUAGUUUUCUUUCUCAGUCAGCAGAUGUCACUAGAGCUCCAUCAGAUCAGUUUGUAAAACAUAUAGAUGAUUAUAUUCUAGGCUGUUUUUCUGUAAACUUAAAUCUCUGUGAAAGUCUUUUUUUAUUGAUGAGCUAACUGAUUACCUUUACUCCUGGGAGGUUAACUGUUUAUUCCUUUUGACUUGUAUCCUCCACACUACCAAGACAGCGCUCACUGAGGCACUUGUGCUCCCUGACUGUCACAGUCGGAUAGAAUCAGUUGCGUACAAGUCUGCGAUUGUAAUCCAAAUGUGAGAUUUCAGGGGUCUUUUGUUUUUGCUCAUAAAUUUAUCAGGUUCUUAAAUGAAACAUUUACCUUCAACCACAGUGGAGAAAUUAUGCAGGUAUAUUUUCCCACAGCUAUUAUUUAUAUUUUUUCUAGUAUAUUCUUUCUUGGCAUAUAUUCAUGGGUGUCUAAGACCUCACUGUCCCUCCGCUGACGACCUCGGCACAGCUGUCUUCUCUGUUUGUUUUCUUGGAGCAUGAGAUACAUUUCCAACCCGGCUGUUCAGAGUGUGGUGCAAUCUGUACCUGAUUUGGUACCACAUGUGGAAGUGGCACAAAUCUGAUUUAAAAAGAAUCAGAUUCAAUACGUCUUGUGUUGUUCACACUGCCCCAAAAAGAUCAGAUAUGAGUCUUAAAAAAUCUGAUAAAGGUCACUGUGAAGCAGGGCUGUCAACGAAUAUUCUAAAUUCAAAUAUAUAUUCAAAUGUUUUAAAAAAAAUCAAGAUUCGAAUGUGAAAAUUAAUAUUUGAAUAUUAAAUAAACAGUGGGGGAAAAAACUGAAUGGAAGAAAAACUAAAAAAAAAGAAAACUUCAGAUUCUUCAGAUUUUGGGCAGACAGGGUAGGCGGAAAAAAUACUGAUACUACAUGCAAGCUGUGUAAGCUAGAAUGAGCUCAUCAUUAUUGCUUCAAUCGCUAAAUGAAGCCUGUUCAUAAUUCUACAGACAUGUAUCUUGUCAAAAAACAUGAUGAACCUUUGCCACCCUGAGGUGUACUAAAUAGUGAAAUUCUGGCCUCUGGCCCUUAGCCUAAAAUUGUAAUGAACGCUGUAAGGGAGAGGAACAAUGUCAUGGGAGAGAUAAAAGUAAGUAAAAAAGUGAGUAAAAAACACCCCAAAUAUGUUUAGAACAACAAAUGAACUUUAUUCUGUUGAUUCUUCUUUUUUUAAUGUCACAACUUCAGCCCUCCUCCUUUAUCCGGGCUGGGGACCGGCAAAAUUGACUCAAUUGAGACAAUUUGGCGGAGUUACUGUUUUUUAUUUUUUAUUUCUUUUUAUUGUUUUUUAAAUGUUUUUUCUUUUUCUUUAUUUGAUUUUUUUAAUAUAUUUUUUGCUGCUGGUAUGGGUACUGGUUAAAUGGUUCAGUUGCAGCUGGUGCACUUUUCCUCAUCCUUUUCUUUUUCUUGCCCUGAAAAACAACAUAACAUUAUUAUUUUUCUGACCUGGUAACACCAGACUACGCAGUGUCAGUAGUAUAAAGCUGCUUUUGAAAUCUCACAUCACAACAUUUGUGAUGCUGCUGUGCAUAGAUUGUGUACUUACAUAGUUGUUGAUGGCUGACCAACCAGGGUACAGCCGACUGUGUUCUUCCUUUUCCACUCUGGCCAUUUCUUUAAAGUCCCCUCGCUGUUCGUCUGUAAGCUCCUUCCACUGUAAACAGACAAAAACAUAUUGUCAGAAACACACUUAUUUCCAAACUGGAUCAUCCACUUGCGCAUGAACAACACGAACCAUGUCCUGACACACUUACCCACUGGCCGAGGAAAGCAUUCAUCUCUGCGCUCCCUUUCUCUGCAACUUCAGCUGGUACAUCUUCUCUGUACAUCCUCAUAAACAUCAUGAAGGCAUAUGGUGGCUUUUUGAUGUACGAGCUGUCCUCCUGCUCCAUUUCCCCUUUUCUUUUCCUGUUGGUCAAAAUCAGAGAGAAAGUUAAUGUUGUUGCUCUAUCAAACUUUUUUAAUUGAAUAAAUGUUAAGGUAUGCCUAAUGUCAUUUCCAUUCUCUUUGCUUAUUAUCAUGAUCGUUUAUGAAUAAAAUAAAGUUUGAGUAAUUCGAAUCAAUACUUACCUUGAGUUGGAGGCUGUGGGAAGAGAAACAGCGGGACUGGCACAUGCACGCUGAUGGUCAAAGAGCUGAAGAGCAUCUUCAACACUUGUGACCUCUGCAAACUGUCCAGCCCCACUGUUUGCUGGGUGAGGGGUGGUGUUAAACCCCAAACCAGCAGAGUAUGUUGGGGAUGGAGGUGGAGGUGAAAAGGAAGGCAGAGGGUCAGUGUACAGGAUCUGGAGCAUGUCAUCUGUCAGCAGGUCACCAUCUUCAGCCAGCGUCUUUAACACUGUGCGGGGACUGUCCAAUGGGCUCUCUAGGUCAAAAAGCUCGAGUACAUCUUCAGAUGUGAACUCCAUAGCCUCUUCAUCGGAACUUUCUGCUGAAUGAGGGGGGGUGUUAAACCCAAAACCAGCAGGGUGUGUUGGUGAUGAAGGUAGAGGUGAAAAAGAAGGCAGAGGAUCAGUGGUCUGGCUCUGCGUUGUAAGGUGGUUUGACUCAAAGAGCAUGUUGUCACACAGUGUCUUGAACCCUGUGUGGGGACUGUCCAAUGGGCUCUGUAGAUCAAGCUCGAGUAGAUCUUCAAAUGUUAACUCCUCAAAAUCUCCAUUGGAACUUUUUGCUGCGGAAGGGGGGGUGUUAAACCCCAAACCCGCAGGGUACGUUGGUGAUGGAGGUGGAGUUGAAAAUGAAGGCAGAGUGUCGGUGGUCUGGCUCUGCGCCGUGAGGUGGUUUGCCUCAAACAGCAUCUUGUCUGUCAGGGGGUCACGAUCUUCACACAGCGUCUCAAACGCUGUGAUGGGACUGUGCCAUAGGCCCUGUACAUUUAAGAGCUUGAUUCCAUCUUCAGAUGUGAGCGCCAUAGCCUCUUCACUGGAACUGUCUGCUGGGUGAGGGGGGUUGUUCAACUCAAAACCAGCCUGGUAUGUUGGUGGUGGAGUUGUCAUGGUUGAAGAAAGCUGCUCUUCUUCUCUUUAACUUUGCUGACUCGGCUGAAAUAUUCUUCAAACUUUGUCGCGCUCGCUUGCUUGCUAGACGUUGGCUAUCCUGCUUCCGUCUGGAGGUGAAGAGACUUCUGUUUCAAUUACUGGCUAACCUCUGAUGUCAUAAGUCAUGCUCGGUGACAUCACCUUUUUCAAUUUUAAAAAAUGCAGUGCAGGAGGACACUCCAUUCAAUUUUUAAAAAAUGCCUAUCAAAAUCUGCAAUCAUGACAGACUUGAUCUCAGUCAAACUGCAGUAAAUCUUUUCUAUACAGUUUUGAUUGGAUGCAUAGGUGGUCUCUAAAGCAAUGGUUGCAUCAUGAGUUGAUGGGAGGGGAUGACAUGAUGUUGUUGUGUUGCUUGCGUGUUUUAACACCUUUGAAUGCAGUGACACCUGCAUGUGUCCACUAACAGUGGUUUUGCAGCUUUUGGGCCUCAUUUUUAGGUCACCAUGAUUUUCACAUUUGUUUUUGAAUUGUAUGUGUGCGUGCAUUUAUCAUCAUUUGAAAAUCUUAAAUUUUGCUUGUGAAUUGUUGAAAAAUGUGUUUGUGGAUGAUUUAUUUUUGAGACAAACAUCACACAGUUUUCAAGAUACACACACACACACACACACACACACACACACACACACACACACACACACACACACACACAAGUUGAGGAUAUUCACGUGUGGAGAACACCGCCUCUCCCAUACACAUGGCGGCAGUGUUGCUCUCCCUGUUGAGAGCACAGACUCUGAAGAAGAUGAUUGAUAGCUGAUCACCUUAGAAAUGCAGAGAAGUUUCUCUGCUUUUGUAGUGGAUAUCUGUAACUCAUCUUCUUCACAGUCCAUUCCUUUAACAGAGAGACAUGAGAGACAACAUCUCCAGCACUCCUCCUUUAUCUGGGCUGGGGACCGGCAAAAAUGACUCAAUUGAGACAAUUUGGCGGAGUUACCAAGGUUUUUUUUUUUUUUAAGUUUCUUAAUUAAUCGAUAGAGGGGUCUGAAAACUCACCUAGAAAACUCAUAGACACUGUGUGCACAAUUAUUUGGCAAAUGAGUAUUUUGAUCAUAUCAUAAUUUUUAUGCAUAUUUUCCAACUCCAAGCUGUAUAAACUUGAAUGCUUAUUGGAUAUAAGCAUAUCAGGUAAUGUGUAUUAGUGUAAUGAGGGAGGCUGGGGCCUAAGGAGAUCAACACCCUAUAUCAAGGUGUGCAUAAUUAUUAGGCCGCUUCUUUCCCUCAGGUAAAAUGGGCCAAAAAAGAGAUUUAAGUGACUCUGAAAAGUCAAAAAUUGUAAAAAGUCUUUCAGAGGGAUGCAGCACUCUUGAAAUUACUUAAAUAUUGGGGCGUGAUCACAGAACCAGCAAACAUUUUGAUGCAAAUAGUCAACAGGGUCGCAAGAAAUGUGUUAAGAAAAAAAGACGCAAAUUAACUUCCAGAGAUUUGAGAAGACGCGAACGUAAAGCUACCAGGAACCCAUUAUCCUCCAGUGCUGUCAUAUUCCAGAACUGCAACCUACCUGGAGUGCCCAGAAGUACAAGAUGAUCAGUGCUCAGAGACAUGGCCAAAGUAAGGACGGCUGAAAUCUGACCACCACUGAACAAGACACACAAGUUGAAACGUCAAGACUGGGCCAAGAAAUAUCUGAAGAGAGAUUCUUCAAAGGUUUUAUGGACUGAUGGGAUGAGAGUGACUCUUGACGGACCAGAUGGAUGGACCCGUGGCUGGAUCAGUAAUGGGCACAGAGCUCCACUUCGAAUCAGACACCAGCAAGGUGGAGGCGGGGUACUGGUAUGGGCUGGUAUUAUUAAAGAUGAGCUAGCUGGACCUUUUGGGUUAAAAAUGGACUUAAAAUCAACUCCCAAACCUACUGCCAACUUUUAGAAGACACUUUCUUCAAGCAGUGGUACAGGCAAAAGUCUGCAUCUUUCAAGAAAACCAUGAUUUUUAUGCAGGACAAUGCUCCAUCACAUGCAUCGAAGUACUCCACUAUGUGGCUUGCCAGUAAAGGCCUUAAAAAUGAAAGAAUAAUGACGUGGCCUCCUUCUUCACCUGACCUAAACCCUGUUGAGAACUUGUGAGCCCUUCUUAAACGGGAAAUUUACAGUGAAGGAAGACAGUACACCUCUCUGAACAGUGUCUGGAAGGCUUUGGUUGCUGCAACACAAAAAGUUGAUCGUCAACAGAUCAAGAAACUGAAAGACUCCAUGAAUGGAAGGCUUAUGACUGUUAUUGAAAAGAAGGGUAGUUACAUUGGUCAUUGAUUUUUUUUUUUUUAAUUUCAACAAUUUUUAUUUGUAAAUUGAGUUGUUUGUUUAUCAUUCUUACUUUAACAAGUGAAAAUAAACAAGUGAGAUGGAAAAUUUUUCAUUUUUAAUUUAGUUGCAUAAUAAUUCUGCACACUCAUAGUUGCCCAAUAAUUGUGCACACACAGAUAUUCUCCUAAGGAAGCCAAAAUCUCACUUUUACUCCCUUAAGCAGAGAGCACUGCAGUUGUUCAAAACUAAAAUUUAUCCUUAAAAAUACAACUUGCCUUAUAAUUGUGCACACAGUGUACGGAUAAGAGUUGGGACCUUUAAUUGCUCGCACAAGUUAGAGGUGUGUGUGUGUGUGUGUGUGUGUGUGGUGUGUGUGAAUGUAGCCUUGGAGAAGUCCCAACUUUCUAAAGAGACUGAUCUGUUGUGAUUUUUUAGGUAAUCCCGGUGGUGCUGGUUCUCUGCUGAAUAACUAUGCUCUGACACUCCUGGUCAUCUUCUACCUGCAGAACUGUGAGCCUGCUGUCCUCCACACAGUGAACCAGCUCAGAGACAUGGCCUGUAAGUGCUGCAGGUCUUAAACACUUGUCCCAUUGUGAACAUAAACCCUUACUUUUGUGAUUUGAAGAGAGUUUAACCGAACUUUGCAAAAUGAUUAGAAAUAGUUUCAUAUUGUAAAUGAGCAAAGAUGAUACCCACAUUGCAUCUGGGUUUGAUAUUAUGCACUUAUCUCUUCCUAUUUGUACAGGGCUUAGUUCGAAAGUGUUAUCUUACAACUCAGUGUUGCCCGUGUUUAUUUGCGAUGCCUGUUUCUUAGUGGAAACUGAUCCUCAUAUGUGUUGGCUUCCUUCCAGGUGAGGAGGAAGAGUGUGUGAUUGAGAGCUGGGACUGCACUUUCCCCAGCCAGUCUAUCGCUAUCCCACCUAGCGAGAACACACAGGACCUCUGUAAGUGAGAGUAAGAAUUAAAAAGUGUGAUGUACCAGAGAUUUCAAGGGACAUGGUUACAACCUAGCUGCAUCAAAUCCGUACACAACCUUGCAUAUUGUCUUUAUACAGUGCAAAUGUUCUGCAGACCUUAAAUGCCCCUCAGUGUACUCAUGUCUGUGUCUCUCUACCCAGGCUCCCUGCUCGCUGGCUUCUUCUCAUUUUAUGCAAAGUUCGAUUUUGCCAGCAGUGUUAUUUCCGUCAGGGAGGGGCGUGCACUCCCAAUCACAGAUUUCCUCAGCCAGAACAAAGAGGAGGAGGCCAUGCAAGAGGAGAAGCCCUCUAAGACCCAACACCACGGUCCCAAAUUGGGCGCUCUAAAUCUCUUGGACCCUUUUGAACUUACCCACAACGUAGCUGGAAACCUAAGUGAACGCUCCCAGCGCAGCUUCCAGAGGGAGUGCCAGGAGGCUGACAAGUACUGUCACUGUCUGCAGUACCAGCGCAAAUCCACCAAGGGCAAGUCCUGGGGUUUGGUGCGCUUGUUCACCCCCCAUGGAGAUGUUUCACACACCAAGACAGAGCAGCUCACCAUCAGUGUCCCCUUCAAAUCAGUCGCACUUCCUGAGGUGCUGCGCAAUCAGCUGCACAUGGCAGGUGAUGGUUUCCGGCUGCUGUGGUUUCAGAAGGUUUGCUCUGCCGUGGAAGGAGUCUUUCAAACUGUUCUCAGGUGUCACCUCACUCCCACAGACGCAGUCUUCGGUGAAGAGUCCACUGUCAGUGUUCCAGAGGAAAUGGACACUUCCGCAGCGUCUCUGAACACAUCCAUAAACACAUCCCAACCUGGAGCGGACCCUCCUAGUGCAGCUGCGGUCGGUGUGAAAAGGUCCCUGUCCUCUAGCAGUGAUACUUCUGUGUCACCUCAAGGUAAAAAACCAAGACUGGCAAAAAGGGGUAGGCCUGACCUUCCUCACUGGACCUGUGUGUUAAAGCACAAAGUGUGGGCCGGCAGGAGGAAAGUGAGACGGGAGCUGAUUAAAGACACAGACUCAAGGCCAGAAGGCAGCUGUGUGGAGCUGGAGUCCAAGGUCACAGCUCACAUCAUGGAGAAAGAACCAGAGCUCAAGGAGCCCAUGGAGUUCAAGGUUUGGCCUCAGAUGGUGGGUGGUACUGAAAGCACAAAGGCAGUGCUCAAGUUUGAGCCAACCAGCGACAAGGCAGGAGUUUUUCAGGACUUCUAUCAUUUCCUGGAGGCCUUCUUACUGAAGAUGGUGGACACACUGCUGGAGAAACAAGCCCAAAGCACUUGAGGAGAGUCAAGUUUCACAUGUCAGUCUGUAAAAUUCAAAAGUUUUGGUUUUGUUAGUUUGAAUCAAAGUUGACAAUAAUGUCCCUUGUAGAUAAAAGUAGAUAUUACUUUCUAUGAACCAGGAACCAUGUGUUAUAUUUUGAAAAUUAGGCUUUGGAGAACAUACAUUUAUUCUAUUUUUGAGUAUGCUGUUUGUGUUUGUCCCCAAUAGAUUGUUCCUCAAUAAGCCUCCUGUUGUGUUUGUGAAGUUUCCUGGUUUUCUUACAUUUCUGUUAAGAAAAUAACUAACGUGAUAAAGCUCUAUUCAGUGGCAGAUGCUUGCUGUACAAAUCUCAUGCUGUCUGCAAUAUGAUUAAAAAUGUCUUUGUUGAGCAUUGUCCCGCUUAAAGAUUGUGAUAAGACAGACAUUAAACACACAUUUAUUUUGCCUUUAA